Molecule: messenger RNA, 183 nt
Organism: Xyrichtys novacula (pearly razorfish)
Lineage: Eukaryota; Metazoa; Chordata; Actinopteri; Labriformes; Labridae
Source: the annotation of a GenBank genome assembly
AUGGAGGACAAAAAAAAGAGAAAAUUCUCCUUCUGUGAAAUUUACCAACACGAGUUUACGAGAAAAACAACAAAGGAAAUAAACAACGACGACGACAACGACGACACCGGAGACAACGACCACGACAAAAACACCAACGGCGCUCUCCGUGAACCAUCAUUUCUUCUGACGGACAUCGUUUAA